Haliotis rufescens (red abalone) is the source of this 618-nucleotide messenger RNA. RefSeq names its product proline-rich receptor-like protein kinase PERK2. The coding region runs from base 1 to 618 and encodes 205 amino acids. The record is from RefSeq and is a predicted model, not a curated record. The transcript is spliced from 2 exons. Lineage: Eukaryota; Metazoa; Mollusca; Gastropoda; Lepetellida; Haliotidae.
AUGUCGGGAGGAGUGUUUUCUGAUCCUCAGAUCCUCUCCUGCCAAAUCUUUACGGUGGCUGGCGGAGAUGGCAAUGAAUAUCGAUCACAAAAAGGAUGUUGGUCGUACAACUCCAACUCCACCUCUACCCUCACCCCCACCUCCAACUCCAACUCCACCUCCACCCUCACCCCCGCCUCCAACUCCAACUCCACCUCCACCCUCACCCCCGCCUCCAAGUCCAACUCCAACUCCACCUCCACCCUCACCCCCGCCUCCAACUCCAACUCCACCUCCACCCUCACCCCCGCCUCCAAGUCCAACUCCAACUCCACCUCCACCCUCACCCCCGCCUCCAACUCCAACUCCACCUCCACCCUCACUCCCACCUCCAACUCCAACUCCACCCUCACCCCCGCCUCCAACUCCAACUCCACCUCCACCCUCACCCCCACCUCCACCCCGCCUCCAAUUCCAACCCCAACUCCACCUACACCUCCACCUCCAACUCCAACCCCAACUCCACCUCAAACUUUAACGCCACCUACAUCUCCACCUCCACCACCACCUCAAACUCCAACUCCACCUACAACUCCAACUCCACCUACAACUCCAGUCCACAAUUUUGUCACAUUCUGA